Spinacia oleracea (spinach) is the source of this 498-nucleotide messenger RNA. RefSeq lists its product as uncharacterized. The transcript has a single exon. The record is from RefSeq and is a predicted model, not a curated record. Gene Ontology annotation, molecular function: nucleic acid binding; RNA-DNA hybrid ribonuclease activity. Bases 1 to 498 code for a protein of 165 amino acids. Lineage: Eukaryota; Viridiplantae; Streptophyta; Magnoliopsida; Caryophyllales; Amaranthaceae.
AUGGAUGCCUCCUGGAAACAAGACUCUUUGAUAGCAGGUCUAGCAGGUACAGUGAGAGACAACCAAGGCAAGUGGAUCAUUGGGUUCCAUGGGAAAGCUAUGGCGGAUUCCAGCUUAAUGGCGAAACUCCUUGCUAUAAGGGAAAGCAUCAGAAUCGGCAUUGAACAAGCUUGGACAGGAUUGAUACUAUCUUCUGAUUGUAAAGAGGCAGUGGAGCUUAUAAAUUCAAAUGUACGGGUGACGGGAAAUUAUAUUAAUCUUGUUUUGGAUUGUAGGGAACUGAAGAAUCAGCUCUUAGGUUCGCUCCUUCGGUUCGAGGGUAGAGGGACAAACAAACUGGCGGACCAUAUGGCGCGAAAAGCAAGAGCAGACCAGAGCCAAAUUGGGAGCAUCGAUCUUUUAUUCCAACCACAGGAGUCUUGUAAUGAUUUGUAUUUGUCAGAACUCCAACCAGUUCUAGAUGUUAAUUCGCGAAACUUUCAUGAAUCUGUACCCUAA